AUCGUCAUGUCAUCAUAUCGUCAUGUCAUCAUAUCGUCAUGUCAUCAUAUCGUCAUGUCGUCAUAUCGUCAUUCAUGUCGUCAUAUCGUCAUGUCCUCAUAUCGUCAUGUCAUCAUAUCGUCAUAUCGUCAUAUCGAAAUUGCUGCAUAA
Messenger RNA from Cucurbita moschata (crookneck pumpkin), 150 nucleotides. RefSeq lists its product as uncharacterized. The annotation marks the transcript as partial. The transcript is spliced from 3 exons. The record is from RefSeq and is a predicted model, not a curated record. NCBI's taxonomy places the organism in Eukaryota, Viridiplantae, Streptophyta, Magnoliopsida, Cucurbitales, Cucurbitaceae.